UGAGGAAACGGCUGCCGGCUUCCUCCGCAGCCCUGCCCUGGCCCCCGCAGCUCCAUCCACGCAGCCCGGACACCAUGGGCAUGUCUGCGGAGGACGGGCGCGCCGCCAGCCCCAGAGACGAGGAGUGGCCGGAAGCAGAGAAGGCUGAGAAGCUGGCCAGAGGAGCUGCUCUGAAAUGGGCUUCAGGGGUGUUUUACCGCCCCGAGAAACUGGAAGGGCUUGGGCAUUACCGGAGCCGAGAGACACAGAGGAACAGCUCCAUCCAGUCCCGGCUGAAGUCAACCGUGCAGUCCUACCUGGAGGGGGUGAGUGCGGGGCUGGAGCAGCUGCGGUCGGCGGCGCAGGAGGUGCAGAGCGUGUGCCAGGACCUGGGGGCUGCGCGCUGGGCCCUGCUGGACAGCGCCGACCACUUCCAGGGCCUGCAGCAGAUGAGGGCGCUGGUGGAGGAGCACGUCCAGCUGGCUUCUGUGGUCCAGGUGCUGCCACAGAUCUUCUCAGUGCAGGAGGUUUUUUCCCAUACCCUGCAGCUGCUCCACGGGCAGCGUCUCCUGGAGGCCCACGCGGAGCUCAUGAUGGUGGAGCACCUCCGGGAUGACAUCCUCUCCCAGCUGCACCUCCGCGGGCUCCCCGGUGCCCAGACAACUGUGCUGUCCUACUUCGGCGGCCUGCAGCAGCUCAACGAGACCCUGGCCAAGCAGCUGUGGGACAUCGUGGGCAGCAGCCUGCGGCUGGUGCGGGAGGACCCCGUUCUGUUCGUCACCGCUGUGAGGAUCAUCGAGCGGGAGGAGAAAAUAGAUGACACUCUGCUCCUGGAGGCCACCUUCCUGCCCCCCGGCCGCCCCAAGGGCUGGAGGCAGAAGUUCUACCACGUGCUGCAGGACACCAUCAGAGGGGCUCGCUUCCAUGGUGCUCCCGUGGACGCUGAGGGGCCAGGGCUGGCCAGGCACCUGGCAGCGCUGCAGAGGGACAUCGUGUCUGAGCUGCGCGUGGUGAAGGACCUGAUGGUCCAGUGCGUCCCGGCUCACUACAACAUCCUCAGUGUCUGCACUGCCACCUACCACCAGGCCCUCGCCAGCCACCUCCAGGAGAUCCUCCGGGAGGACCUGGACAAACAGGGGCUCUUCCUCCUCCUUGAGUGGGCACUCCACGUGUACCACAGCCCAGAGAUGAUGGGUCACCCUGACCUUCUCCCAGAAGUGGAUGUUUCUGCUCUGGGUCCUUUGAUGUCUUCUGAGCUUGUGGAUCAGACAGAGAGGAGAUACGUGGUGAAAGUCAAGGCCAGCGUGCUAGAGUGGAUGCAGAGGACCCUGGAGGUGGAGUUCAAGGAAUGGUUCAGGGAAGAGGAACCCGAGACAGACCACCAGGGAUUCUUCCAGUCAGCCCUGCCUGUCAUUGUCAUGCAGAUGCUGAAUGAGAACAUCCAGGUAGCUUCCUUGAUCAAUGACUCUCUGCAGCAGAAGGUUUACAACAUGGCCUUAGAGGAGCUCGAGGCAUUUCUGGGCCGGCUGCGGGAAGCCCUGGUGCAGUGUGGGAAGGAGCACCAGCAGGACCGGGCCGUGCCCAAGUACUAUGUCUCCUACCUCCUGGCCAUGCUCAACAACAACCUGGCUCUCAGCAACUCUGUCUCCUCCCUGCACCCCGACACUGCCCACAGAGAAGUCCCUGCAUCCCUCCAGGCUGCUCUAGACAGGAUGCAGAAGAAAGCCUGCCAGCUGCUGCUGGAGGAGCUGCACCUGGACCUGCAGCCCCUGUGCCUGCAGCUGCCCUCCCGCAAGUGGCUCUCUGGGUCCCAGCUCGUGGGCAGCAUGUGUGAAGUGAUCGACAAGUAUGCAAAGGACUUCUCCCGCGUCAGGAAACCCCUCUUCACGCUCCUGCUGAUGGAGAGCGAGCUCCUGGUGGCGAGCCAGUACCUGCGGGCGCUCAUGCAGAGGAAGAUGGUGUGCAAGAGCGAGGAGGAGCGGGGCCAGCUCUGCGAGCGCCUGCUGCAGGACGCCACCCAGCUCCGGGAGCUCUUCUGUGGCCUGGGCCUGGAUCAGGGCCAGCAGAGCCUGGAGGCCGUCUUUGCUCUGCGGGAGCUGAUCUGCCUCAAAGACCCAGCACUGCUCAGCCUGGAGGUGCUGGGCUUCAUCACCAAGUACCCUGAUGCCAGCGACGAGCACAUCUCCACCUUGCUGGACCUCCGGGGCGACGUCUCCAAGGAAGUGCGGCACGUGGUGCUGGAAAUGAUGGCCCAGCACCCCCAGGCGCUGCCCGAGGGCUACCGGCCCAUCUUCAGCACCAUCCUGGUGCCUGUGCCAGAGCUGCCCUUCUGCCUUCGCAAGGGCAAGUGUGCCUGA
Messenger RNA from Myiozetetes cayanensis, 2336 nucleotides. It is a transcript of the gene EXOC3L1, whose product is annotated as exocyst complex component 3 like 1. NCBI's taxonomy places the organism in Eukaryota, Metazoa, Chordata, Aves, Passeriformes, Tyrannidae. The coding region runs from base 75 to 2336 and encodes 753 amino acids. The record is from RefSeq and is a predicted model, not a curated record. Gene Ontology annotation, biological process: exocytosis; exocyst localization. The transcript has 13 exons. Gene Ontology annotation, molecular function: SNARE binding. Gene Ontology annotation, cellular component: exocyst.